AUGGAGGAUGACCGGGAAAACAACCAAAACUCCGGCGAGAUCAUCCCGGAGACGACGACGUCAGCGUCCUCAGACUUCGAGUUUGGAUCGUUGACUCCUUCUUCGCUAUCACACUCGGAAAAUUCUCCGGCUGAUCACCUUUUUCUCAACGGCCGUCUAUUACCGCACACUUUUCCGACGACCCGUUCGGUGUCACGUACCACCAGCGAAAACACUGACCGGAGCAACAGUACGAGUAGCCGAAGCAGUGAUAGUAGCAGCCCAACGUCAUACACUCCAAGAACAAUCACUUGCAACGUCUUCAAGAUCACGAAUUCAAGUAACGGCCGUGACGGUGAAGAGACUAAUUUAACUUGCUUUGGUUCUCGGUCGGAGAAGAUUCGGAGCAUAAGGUCCGGGACUUGCCGCAUGAGCAAUGAAUAUCAUCAGAAUCAUCGCAAACCAUCGUCAAUAUUGGAUUUAAGGAGGAAACCGCUGACGAACAAUGGUAAAACCGUAAACAAGAAUUCGUAUUUCCCGAAGCAAUGCAAGAGGAAGAAGGCGACAGAGAUCAUUACGGCGCAGCUUUACGGGUCGUAUUCACGGGGGUGGCAGCAUAUAACUCCGGUGUUUAAAAGAGAAGGGUCGGUGAGAAGUAACGGAGGAGGGAUUAAGGUCGGUGGAAGGAAGAAGAAGAUGGCGAGGAAGAAUAAGAAGAAGAAGGCGGAGGAGAGAAGAGGUAGUAAGCUGAUGAAGUGGUGGAGGAGGAUUCUAAAGGUAGUGGUGUCGGCUUGCAGGGAGUGUCAUGCGAUGGAACCUCAAAGAGUUGUGAAUGAUGAUGCUGAUGUGAAAAAGAAGAUCAUCAAAUGUCCAUAA
Microthlaspi erraticum is the source of this 855-nucleotide messenger RNA. The record is from the annotation of a GenBank genome assembly. NCBI's taxonomy places the organism in Eukaryota, Viridiplantae, Streptophyta, Magnoliopsida, Brassicales, Brassicaceae.